AUGUUUGCUCAAGACCAGGCUCGUGCUGUAACUAGUCAACAACAGCCCAUGUCAUCUAACAAGCUGCCUGGUUUCUACUUCCGAAAACGUGUCGAAAGAAUUGAUUGGAGACGCUUGGGUAAUUUUGCACUUCCCUACAUACUGACUUAUAAUACAAGCCUCUGUUGAUGUCUGUCAGGUCGCUAGUCAAAUGGACAUUGAUGCUUUGCAGGAUAAUCUUGUCAGCGUAGCUUUUUGUGACAUCACUUCGGAGUUGGUGAGUUUUUUGCCUGGCUAUGGAUUUCUGACGAACUAAAACUCUCUUACAACAGGAUACACGAUACGUGGAUACAAAUUUCAUAAAGCUGUUUCAGCUGGCCCAGCUACUAAUAGAAUACCUUCUCGUGAGUUUUUUAUGCAACUUAUCGCCACACUUUUUUGAUUUUCCACUUCCAUUCGUGUAAGUUGACCAGACUGCGAGAAUUUACUGAAGGGAUUGCAAUUUACUAGGCAUCGCGAUUAUUGUAAUUUAAGUCCAAACUCGAGGUGAAGUCAAAUAAAUUUUAAACACCUCUCGUUUACCCUCUAAAGAGUCAAAUGAGAUACUACUCGGUUUUUAGUAGCUGUUGUGCAGCAUAGUAAACUGACAGUUCUCGUUUUCCCCCUAUUUUGAGCCCAAAUGACCAUUUAAAUAAACAUUUUCUUUAAUAUGUUUUAGUACUCUCAAGAAUACCUUACCAACGGUCUAGAGGCUGUCAAAUUGGAAAAUGAAAACCUUAAGAAGGUGAGACUGAGUGCGAUCCAAGUCUUUUUCUGGGUCAUAAAGGAUGCAUUCAUUUCUUGCUUUCAGUAAUUCAUUUGCUUAUUUGUAUAUUAUCCCUUGGGAGGGCCAAUCGUUAAAAAGGUGUCUUGGUCUAAACCUUCGGGCUAAAUUUUAGAUUACUCUCUCAUGGCUUAACACAUCGUAAACUAACGGAUAGACUACAGCUAGCGUUAGUAAAAUCCUUACCACUGACUGCUAAAUACACAAGCAUUAAUCAAAACGUCUAAUUAUGAUUUCCUUUUCCUUCUCACUGAAGCUUACGGCCCAUUCUUACUCGAUUCGUCUAAUUUUAUUUGCGGUGGCUUCAGGAUCACUAUUGAGUAUUUUCAGGUAUCUGAAACUGACGUCACAGAGAUAGUCAGGUAGGGCUCUGACGGUUUUCGCAUCCCCAAGGUUUUGCCUCGUCAGCUGCAGUCUUGCUAACUGAACGCUUGCGAAAAUCCCAUAGAUUUAUUAACUUGCCUCUGAAGUAAGUACUGUGUUGUGUCUUCUGACAUUUUACUUAACGGGAUCUAAGUGACAGAUGGCAGCCUCAAGCAUAAUGCUCUCCGCUUGAUGCCGUCGUCCCUGUUUUCAUCUGGAACAUCAUUCAGGUGGCCGACCGAAUCGUUACUUCUCGAUGCUAACCGUUGACAUUCUUAUUCAGUGACUUCAAAGCAUCCUUCGUAUCCUUCGACGAUGUUCUUUCUACCCUUGUGGGCUUCAAGUCACACCAAGUUUACCCGGGACACUAGUUGAACUCUGUAACGCUCUUAGCCAACUUUAGAUGUCAGACACAAAACUCAUGAGCAGCGCCCGAAGCGGGGACUUUGAAACAAAUCUUCGGCGGGAAAAUCAGCCAUAGAAUGGCGGUGCUUAACUUCAGAACGAGCAAUUUGAGGAAGUAAAGAGAGUGAAGCAAAGAGGCCUUAUUACAGCAAUCCCAUCCAGUGGUUGGAUUUAACCAACAGGUUUAUGUUGGAGUUUAAGAAUAAGGUUUGUUAUGGCGGACGGGGUCAAUUUUAGAAACUGUUUGAUCGUUGGGACAACGAGAUUUAGGGAUAACUGUUGACUUACGACGAGUUCUAUGUCCUGUGGUGCCAUUUGAUUUGGUCUUAGGGGUCUGUCUGAAAAAAAGCAUAGCCAGAUUAAAUAAGUCAUUAUGUUCAUUUUAGAAAGACCUAAAAUAUGUACCUAUCCGCCUGGCGAACUUACAUUUGACGGGUAAGCAGACUUUGUAGGUAAGGAAACAUGGAAUCUUGAAGUAGACAUCCCUCUUCCAUCAGAUAUCGGACAAGGCCCAUUUGCGAUUUUCCGUUUAUUUGAUUUCGAAGGCGGAUUGCGCAGUUUAUUCAAAUCUUCGACUACAAGCAAGGUUUUAUAACCUCGGGAAAUUCCAUGUUGUUGCUCAUUCCAUCUUUUUUCAAACUAUCCCAGGAGGCCGCAUAGGUAGACAGUUCUACUGCGUUCAGCGAUUGAGCAUUUUGUACCUGCAUCACCACGGUUCACGUUUUCGAGUGUGGCACGUAGCGUGAUUAUUAUUACAUAUUUACCUAUGGAUCAUGCUGCAAAUACUGAUGUUACUAAGAACUUUGCAUUUGAUAAAAGUGGUGCUGGUAAGAUCGCAGUUGGUAUCCAGACAUUAUACGUUGAUACUGUCGACGUACUUACUUGUUAUCCGUAGGUGUGCUUACCUUGUCUAGGGAACUGGUUAUCAGUAGGUGUACUUCUACUGCAUUAAGUAGGUCGCCCGUUUCGGUGGAGCUGUUCGGUUUAGUGAGGGUUAGGGUUAGGCGCAGCUUAAGCUUUAGGAAUAGGAUUUGCGUUUUAGGGUUCGGUUUCAGUGUUAGGGUUAGGGUUUAGGUCUGCGAUUAUGUUUUGACUUUAGGGUUGUGGUUAGGAUUUAGGGUUAGGGUUAUGGUUUUCUGGUUUAGGGUUAGAAAAUUUGGCUUCCGUUUUAGGUUUGGGGUUAGGAUUAGGGUUCCGGUUAAUGGUUCCCGAUUCUCGGGUUAGGGUUAGAACUUAAGGGUUAGGCUUCCGGGUUACAGUUAGUUUGAGUUUAACGAUUAGGUUUCAGUAUUACGGUUAGAUUUUGGAGUUAGGGCUAUGUCUAAUGGCUACGGUUAGGUUUAGGCUUUCGGUUAGAGUUAAGGUUGCCGUUGGGGUAACCGUUAAGGUUAAGGUUAGGGUUAUAAUUAGGGUUAAGGUUGCCGCUAAGGUUAACGGUCAAGGUCGAGGUUAGGGUUAUGGUUAAGGCUAAGGUUAGGGGUAGGGUUAAGGCCAAAGUUAGGGUUAAGACUAAGUCUAGAGUUAAGGCAAAGGUUGGUGUUAAGGUUAGGGUUAGGGUUAAGGUUAGGUUUAGGGUUAACGCUAAUGUUAGAUUAAGGUUUAAGUUUAGUUUUAAUGUUAAGACUAUGUUUAUGGUUAAGGUUAGGGUUAGGGUUAAGGUUAUGGUUAGGGUUAAGCCUAAGUUUAGGGUUAGGGUUAGGGUUAAUCUUAUGGUCAGGGUUAAGUCUAAGUUUAGGGUUAGGGUUACGGAUACGGUUAGCUUUAGGGUUAAGGUUAGGUUAGAGUUAAGGUUAGGGUUAGUGCUAGAGCUAUGAUUUGGGUUAAGUUUAGGGUUAUGUUUAUGACUAAGUUUUGUGUUAGGGCUAGGGUUAGGGUUAACGCUAAUGUCACGUUUAGAUUUAAGUUUAGUAUAACGGUUAAGGCUGUGUUUGUGGUUAAGGUCAGGGUUAAUGUCAAGUUUAUGGCUAGGGUUAAGCCUAAGUUCAGCUUUAGGGUUAAGUUUAGGUUUAGGAUUCAGGUUUGGGUUAAGGCUACAGUUAGGGUUGCGGUUAGGGUUAGCGUUAAGUUUAGGGUGAGGGUUAACGCUAAUGUAAGUUUUAGGUUUAAGUUUAGUCUUUGGGCUAAGGCUAUUUUUAGGAUUAAGUUUAGGGUUAGGGUUAAGGCUAUGUUUAUGGUUCAGGUUAGGGUUAGGUUUAUAGUUAAGGUUAAGUUUAGGGUUAGGGUUAGGUUUAUGAUUAGAGUUAGGGUUAGGGUUAAAUUUAGUGUUAGGUUUAAGGAAACGAUUAGUGUUAAGUUUAGGUUUAAUGUUAGGGUUAGGGUUACGCUUAAGGUUAUGUUGAAGGCUAUGGUUUGGUUUAACGUUAGGUUUAGGGUUUAGGUUAAUGCUAGGGUUAAUUCUGAGGUUAGGUUUAGCGUUAAUUUUGGGGUUAGGUUUAAAGCUAAAUUUAGAGUUAAGCUAAGGGUUAGGGUUCGUUUUAGGGUUACGGCUAAGGUUAGUGUUAAGUUUUUGGGUUAGGGUUAGUGUUAGGGUUAAGGCUAAAAUUAGGUUAAGGUUAGGGUUAGGGUUAUGGUUAAGUUUAGGGUUCGGGUUUGAGUAAGGGUUAAUUUUAGGGUUAUGGUUAGUCUUAGCUUUAAUGCGAAGUUUAGGAUUAGGUUUAGGGUAAAGGUUAGGGUUAGUGUUAGGAUUAGGAUUGGGUUUAAUUUUAUGCUUAGGGUUGAGCCUAAUUUUAGGUUAAGGGUUAGGCUCAAGAUUAUUUUUAGGGUUAAGUUCAAGUUUCGGGUGGGGUUUAAGAUUAGGGUUAAGUUUAGCUUUAUGGCUAGGCUUUGGGUUGGCGUUUAGUUUUAGGAUUCGGUUACUUUCCGGCUAGGUUUGGGUUGAAGUCUUGUUUGGAUUUUAUGGUUAGUUUUUUGGCUUACCGUCAGGGUCGGAUUUUAUGGUUAAGGUUAGUGUUGGGUUCUAGGAUUAAGGUUAGUGUUUGGUGUCCGCAUUACAGUUAGGGUUUGCGCUUAUGCUUAGGGCUUUAGGCUUACGUAUUGUGUUUAAGGUUGCGGUUGGGCUUAAUGUUAGGGUUAGGCCUUAGUGUUAUGGUCAGGGUUACGGUUCAGCAUUACGGUUAGGUUAACGGGUUAAUUUUAGGGCUAGGGUCAGUGGUUGGGUUACGUUUUACUAAGCCAGUUACGGUUGGGUUUUGGGGCUCAAGGUUAGGUUUUAGGGUUAGGUUUUAGUUUUGGGGAUAGGGAAGGGGUUAAGGUUAGAGUUAGUGUUUUCUGGAUUAGUCUUAGAGGCUUAGAGUUAGGUUUUGAGUAUGAGGCUUCGUUGGGUUUUAGCCUUAUGGUAUUUGCUACAUCUGCGGAAUACAUGCUACUACUUGUUAGGCUAACCUGUAGGCAAAACCGUAUGCGUGUUGCCGCAGCACUCGCAACCGUAUUGGCACGCGGCAUCGACACAUAACUUGCGAGACCAGUAGUUCCUUAGCUUGCAAAUACUGCACAAGCUUAGGUGAUUGAAUUACAUCCUGGAUUUCGCCAACUUUCGUUGGCUGACUGAUUUACGGAGCUGCCUUCCUCGUCUUCCUUGCGGUCCGCGGUCUUAAAAAGGACAGAAAAUACGCCGAUAACUUGGUAAACCAUGCCGGUCGCCCUGUUUCACUCUUUUUUCGGAAGCAUCAAGGUUACCAGCCGCGUCGUCCUCUUUUUAUUACGCCACAUCGUAAGCCGCUUGCUGCCGCGUCUCCCUUGCAGUAUUAUUGUUUAUUUCUCAAUGAUCCGCGUACUCACUCAUCGAAAUUGGGCUCCUUUGUCGUUAAUUCUUCUUCGCUCGCCACUUCACUAACAUUCCUGAUUUUGCCUGCGGUUUUCGGUUACGCUAUGCGGAAUGACCUUGCCAUCGGCCGCCUAUAUUUACCUCCGUCAUUUUCCGCAGGCUGUGCUGUUUUCAACGGGAUUUUUUAAUUUCUGCCGUUAUUCCACCUGCUUAAAACUUCUAAACACUGCGGUCGGUAACUUUACUUUUUCCAACAAACUCCAGUAUUCUUCUACCAGCUUCUCCAUUUACCCCACCCGCAUAACCCCCUUUCCCACCAUUCCCGUAAGACGGGGGCCUCGCCGUCCCCUUCCUCAUUCCUGGCUACCAACUACGAUCUAACCAGAGUGCUGGUCAUGCGAUCACUGGUACAAGAAAUUUAUUGGCCUUACGUUUCGGAUUCUCAAUCGAACCCAUCAUCAGAGACAGUCUGCGACUUGAAAUUCUAGAGAAACUGAAGUAACCGCCUUCUGGCUGUUUCUUCUCUAGCAACUAACCUCAUGUGUGACUAAAAUCGAUGCAGCCCAACACAGGCCGCACCAUCGGUUAAGCGUCCUAGACGGGAGCUCAGACAAUUUUGUUCAUUUUCAUGAGUGGUUCAAUAUGCGAGAACUCUGUAUUUCCAGUCUUUAGUUUGCAUUUCAAAAUUGAACCAGAGCCGACGUCAGGCGUGCCACAGGAGGUGCGCCACAGACACACAGAGGACGAGACAGUAUGGUCGUAGACGUCGGCCUGCCCUUCACAUCUCCUGUGAUUACCCGUCAUUAAGAGAAGAUAGGCAUGUAUCUCCUGAUUUAAAUGUAUUAUCGGUUUAAUUGAAAGUUUAAGUAGUACGGGACAAAACAGGGGAGAUGUACCGGAAUGAUGAUGAAACAUUCUUGCAAAAAUAACUGUGCAGCUUCUGCAAUGGGUUAGUUCUUAUAAAGCAAAUUUUGCCAACCUGUCCUUAUCACAGUAGAUUUGCCUUACAUCAUCAGGAAUCCGAGGCUUUAAAGAAGCGUUUUGAGGUCCAGACGCAAAGGUUGACAAGCACUCGCAGGGAGUGUCAUCGACGGCGUCUUCUUUUGCUGGCCCAACAGCAACUCAUGGAUGCUGGACCUCAGGCCUACCAUCGGUGUCCCCAUUGUCCCAAGGCCUUCAUAAACGCCUCCUUCUUGACUGCGCAUUUGCAUCGAAGACACGCCGAGAUAGUCAACGCAUUGGAGCCGCUGACACAGCGGUUGUCCUCGCCUCCCAGGGUCCAGCGUCAGCCUUUCGGGCGUGACCAGUUGGAGAGCAAGAUCCGAGAAGAAGCAAACGAUUUGGUACGUUGGUCGGAAAUGAACUUGCCCGUCCUCUUUACAUGGCCUGAAUUUGUUUUCUCCUCUAUUCAACUUUUAUGUACCAAGCCUUCCUUCAAUUUCUUACCCGUGUGGCUCCCCCUCUUAUUUUUAAACUUCUAAUUUGCUCCAUAAUUCAUUCAUUACUCUUUAUUCACUGUCUGCUUCCUUCACCUCUGACCGCUUUCACGAUUGAGUUCCUCAACUCCUUUCGUGAUUUCGCCGUCCGAGUCUUCCGUUUACCAACACCCUCAGCUUUAAUUGUUGUUGGUUUUUUUAGUGUGUUAAAACUCACUUUUUUCCUCGCUUUUCCCGCAUAAUAAACCACAUUUUUCCUUGCCUCAUUCCUCCCUCCUUACUUUUAAUUCUUCCUAAUAUAUCUCCCGAACCUCCUUUUUGUUUCCUUGCCUGUCAUCGCCAACUAUUCCUUUCCACUUGCAGAUUCUCUCCAUUUGACAGUUGUCGUAAAUUCUCACUAAUGCCCUGAAAACCCGUUCUGCAGGCUUCCUCGCACUUACAUGUAGAAACCGAAUUUUAACUUCGCUUACUUUAGCAGACCAGCAGUGAAGUGAUCGCGCAUGCGCUUGACAUCGCCAUUAAGACAUUAUAUUUCAAUGCGGCUGUGCUGAUUUUGUGCCGAACCGAAAUUGGGACAUCAUUUUAGGGUUACACUGACUUCGCCUAAGUCCUAUCUAUUGUCUCACAAACGGGUCAACCGGCAGAUGCGCGACAGAUAUGAGGGGACUGAUCAGGGUCUGGCACGCGUUGUUGGGUUGCGCGACCGUCACAAAUAUCAUACAUGUGGGGGGUGUGGUGGCAUGUAUGGGAACAGCCAAACCGUUGGUUUAACACGGAAAGUAGGGCACCGCUCACGAUAUGAUCCUCAUUUUCCACGAGAAGGAUCUUUCGCGUCUCCUCAUACUUUCGAUUCUGCAAAACUUUGAGACCCCCAAUGGUUUCCUACUCAAAUCCUACGUUAUUGGACGGCGCUUUCACCUGGUGUUCCGUUUUUCCAUUCGAAAUCUGUCGGAUGGCGACCAUGAGCCGGUAUCCUUCUGCUCGCAUAGCGUUGCCAAGGUAGGUUGUCACUCAAAUUCAAACAAUGACUGUGGUACAGUGGAGUCUAGGGAAACGUAUUUUAGUGCGGUGGCGAAAGAAGUCGAGUGCCUGCCCCAGCGUCUACAACCACACCUCUUCGGUGUGGAUCUUAUUUUGUGCAGUUCCUCGGCCGGCUGAUGGUGUCAAGAGGCUGGCAAUCAUUGAUGUCAACAUCUUCCUCGGGGAGUUUGUCCUUCAGUAGGGUUACAUGCUGUAACCUAACAUCUGCACAUUGGACGCAGGUCAAACCACCUUGGGUUCCAAUGUCUAAUCAGGGCCACUAUCUCCGUGUAUUUCGAAAAGGCUGAGACAUACUGGUGAAAGAGCAUGCCUAUGAAGCCCCUUUUUGCCCUGAGAGUCAAAUGACAUUCUGCGCCGACGGACCUUGAUCGACAUCAUGCUUGCCAUCACACUUUUAUGAGUGCUAAGACGAAGAUGAUCAGCGUUGGUAUUCACGCCGCUUUGCUGCCUCCAACAUUAACUCGUUAAAAAAACCGACCUCCAAGGGUAGUUAUCGUGAAUAAUAAAUUAAUAGAAGUCAGUGCGGUUCUUCAAACGACUAAGAGAGAUAAGAGAAUUUAAAAUCGUUCAUAGUCAUUGAAUGCCGCAUUCUGUCAGCUAUAGAUUUCUCAAAUUAAGUUUUUAUUUGUAUGGAAGAGAGGGUAGCUAUCUUUUGAGGAGGUGAGAAUGUUCUGUUCAUUCUAAGUCUCGCGGGCACAUCCUCGGAGAUAGCAUAUGCGUCCUUCAUAGCGACCUCGGUUUUUCGCUCCUUACCGAAUUGAUGACAGACGCCUCUGUAAGCCGCGGGCAAGUCGAUGCUGUAGUUAACUGAGUUGGUACCAGCUGACCUCCAAGUAUCAAGUACCUCUCUGGCUGUCUUGCCUUCGACUCGGCCAAUACGUUUUGAGCAGUCAGAAACAAGCCUUUUUUCGUGUUCAAGGUUGGUUAUGACAGAGUUUGCCCCUUAAGACGGACCACGUGGUGGAUGAGCUGGACCAACACGGUGGCUAGAGCGGAUUCUGACGGACGCUAUUUGGACUGCGCCUCCACAACAAAGGCCGAAAUUCAGGGUGCGGUGUCAGGUCCAGUUACAAGCUCACGCCGCACCAACUGAAUCCCUGCUGCCCACAAUCUUUGUUGUUUAGAAUCCUGGUCAAAUGCUUGUUUUGAACCAGAGGGUGUGAUGAUAUGACUAGGUACGGAUUUACGUUGUGCUAGCCACCUGCAGCCUACGCAGCCUCUGGUCUCCUCGACUUCGUCUUUACGCCGGAUCCAGGUGGGGGGAGAGAGUGUGAUAGGCGCAUCGCAAGUCCGCUACCAUUAAAAACCAAUUCGCGCGCAAGUAGCCGUCCCCGCCCCAACCCUGCCAUGAAGCACACGGUGGAUAUCGUCGAAAUCGACGAUCGAGCUGUCGAGCAUAGACACAUGCCGUGCCGGCUGCUUGUGCCCUCUUCUGUGAGAUAGCUCGGUGCCAUCAGGGGCCAAGGGUAAAACUCCCGUGGGUACUUCUUAAUGUAGCCUUAAUUGCACCUCCACUAUUUGAGCGUUGAGUCAGCUUUUCAUUGAAGGCCGCCAUAUGUAGGUUUAUGGGUCAUAUCGUGUGUGAAAUCCGUAGACGGGCUGUUUAAUUUUGUCAACCAUCAUUCCAACGCCCACGUCCGGUCGUCUUGAGCUUGUCUUACCGUUGGAACUUGGCUGGUGCGUGAAAAUGGGCCGAGGUAGCUCAUUUCACUGCAAAUUAAUUGUAGUGCAUGUAACGGCCGUGGCCACCCUGCAGGGCACUGUUAGGUCCUCUCGACUGGGCUGAUCGAAACAUAAUAAACCUCAUGGGCUGGGCUAUAACUCCUGCUUCCAAGCUGUGGACUUAUCAAAUGCUCAGGUAUGUGUUUAUUGGGCACCCUUGUUUCUUACCCCCUUCCCUGGGCUUUUCUGAUUUCAUUUACUUUCAUGUGUCCUGUCCUCAUUUUCAUCAGCCUCUUCAUAUUACUUAUGAUUUAAUCUUACUUUAAUUCCGUUUCCUGAAAAUCUUUUCCCAGGUGUUUCCGUCUUUUAUUUUAACUUUCCAUCCUUGUUCCUUCCAUUAUCUUUUUGACUUUACCCCUUGCGCUUUCGAAUUCAUCGGUCACAUUUCCUUUCUCUGGAAUUCGUUGUAAACCUCCACUUUUCCGAAGCAUGAUCCUCCUGAUUCUUCUUACUUUUUUCUGUCUGUUCACGCAGAUACUGUCACUUUUCCCUUAUGUUCCCUCUUUUUUAACGCUUUUCUUGCUGACCCACUUCCUAUCUAAACUUCCCCGCCCUUCAUCUUUUCUGCCCCCCUACUUCUUACCUUUGGCUCUAUCUUGUCCUCAUUUAUCUUCGUCCCUAGGCUUUUUUAUUUUUGUCCUAGUUCUUUUCAUGGUAUCUUCAAGUUCUCUUUUUCUUUAUUGACUUCUUAUAUGUUUUUGUUCACUAGUUCAAAAAUCCAUCUGUUCUUUGUCCCCACUGUCCUUCUUAUUCGUUGUGUACUGGUUGUUUCCAUUAUUUUAUGAAAGAAAACACGACUGAAAUGGUUUUCUCCUGCUAGAUAAUGCCUAUGACCUUCAUUCACGUCCCACAGACUCCAAACCUGGAGCAUCAACUUCGCGAGGUCCUAGACCAGCUUAAAUCCCAGAAGCAAGCCCCACAGACAGAGACCGUGGUCUCCGAGUGGCAACCUGUGGUAGUAACUCCUCCGCGGGCCACUUCCUCCCCACCGCCCGUCUGGAAGGAGCGUGCCGAUCUUCUUGAGCAAGAACUGCAAAAGGAACGCAACUGGUUUCGGGAGGCCGAGGAACGCAAUCGCAUAUGGCAAGCCGCCGUUGCAGAUCAGCAUAAGGUAGGUCCCUCUCCAUGCGGUAGCUGACUCCUUAGAAAGCCUCAGAGCCUAGGCAAUAUAACAGUCCUUUGUUGAAAUCCGCCGGAGACUGUGCUGAGGCAACGAUAACUUGAUUUUCAGGCAUAACAGCUUAAGGCAGUGUGAUAAACACUGACUGGACUACGCUGUAUGCUUAAGCCUUACAAAAUCUUUCUUGAAUGUCAUCCUAAGAGCAUUUUUUCUUGAUAGCUGAUCUUUAGACCCCGUGCGACAUCUCUCUUCGUUUCCUCUAUCAUGUCUUUUAAGAUCUAGGCCAAUUUUUUUCGAAAAUCUGCAUAUACUGCAGUGAAAUCUGGCAAGAACAGAUUGACACUGCUUUGAAUACUGUAUUGAGGCUGGCGUAGCUCAUGUUAAAAGGCUGUUUAGUAAGGCAACAUCGUACCAGCAUGCCGUGAGUAAAUGUUUUUCUGACCGCUUUCGCUUCGGGAAGGUGCAGGCGCAAUCGGCUACCGAUUAAGGCAGUCAAGUCCUGCCUAACUCAAUGACAUAUCUAUAUUAAUGCAUCUAUUUUAAGGGUUUCGGACGGAAUUCCUGGUGGUCCUAUUAGGAUUAAGUCAAUACACUUCUUCUCAAUUAAUAGAAAAUAUAAGUACUUGUCUGCGUCUGGAGCGCUUUGCGGUUGAUUUUUACCGUCUACAACGAUUCAGUACGGAGGAGCAGAAAUCAUGGGUGGUUUUUCUGAGCAGUGGAAGGUGGUCUUUUUAUUUAGAAUAAUACUGUAAACUUUCACUGUAAACAUAACAGCUCUUUUGGCAGCGGCGUCAAUCACCAAACUGCUCGUCGACCGAACGAAAUUUUGUUGGUCCAUUCUUCAUCAUGCACGGAUGAUCUGUUAGGUGGCUUGUCUGAACAGUCAAAGAAGUCCCCCGGUUUUAAUGAGCAACCACGGCCUUAGAAGACCCAGAUUUUUAAACGAAGGCCGUAUCGUAGUUAACCCUCUAUCCUCUGUCACUCCUUUUAAUAACCCUAUGAAGUCAAACACCCAUGAUAUUCCGAAUAACGGAGUAGUAAAAUAUGAACCUACUGGACUGAAAUUUGGUUAUUUUCGUCCUUCACAACAGUCAGUCUGCGCCCCAGCUUUUUAAAAUGCCCAGAACAUGCAAUUUCUCAAUCUUUAUUACAAGCGUCUUCGGACCCAAUGAAUCCACCUGCGUCCUUAAGAGUGGCGAACGCUGAUUAACAGUACUUAACACCCGACCCUAGAGAUAUGCACGUCAAAUGCCUUAAAAGGAAAGGUGCCAAUUUAAGCAAAUUAUGGACGCAAUUUGUGCUACGCUUGUAAGCGGAUCCUGCAAAGUAUCCUUCACUUCAUGAACUUCACAGUGCAUAUUUCAUCCGUUAAAAUUAAACCACCCUCAAAAUUUACCACACUAAUUUUCGUUGAAUAAACCUAAGAAACCUUGGCCAUGGCCUGCUACAAAGCAAAAAAUAAAACCAAAACUUGCCGCAAAACUUUCAUGAUUAACAUUGUUUCACUAAGGUAUUAUCCCUUCUUAACAGGCCGACGUUGAGGCGAUGCGUUCUAUGUUUGAAAUGGAGCUACGAAACCUGCGGGAACAAAACUGUCAAGCACAAAAAGAACUCCUUCAACUCACUGUACACAAAGGUUUGCUUUAGCGGUUUUCCUUGGCCAUUCCAUGUGUAAACUCAGUACCUUAAACACAUGAAACGGCCUACGUUUUCCCCGUGCGGUGGAUAGGAUAUUUCUGUUGUCUUUCGCCUAACCAAAUAUCCCCUAGAAUGUGCUGCUUCGCACACUAGCUGCUGAGCCUCCACCAAGUCUUGCAGGUUGCCUCUACUAUUGGUUUCUUCCUGCAACUGAUCUUAUAAGGAUAGAGGGUUGUAGCAUUUUAACGCUCUCUCAGAGAGGUAAAAAGUCACUUUCCCUAUAAGAUGCAUACUAUUUUAGUCUGACAGGUUUCGACGACCUUCAAGUCAGUUACGUAACUCUAAGCUUGGGGAUUUGCUAUAAUUAUCUAUAGAGCGUUAUGGAUGUGUGCUCAGAAUAUAAUUUUAGGUUCUGUUAAAAACUUCAUCUAGGCAUUUCACUUGAGAGAUGCUAGUUCUCCUUAAAUGACCUCGGAAGUCUUGUACCUGUCAGGUCCACAGGAGGCACUGGCUGAACCAAGCUGUCGCCAGAACUUAGCAUAAUGUUAAUGUUGGGGUUUGGUUAAAGAAAUUGCGAUUGACUUAACUUGGGCACCAACAUACCAGAGAGAGUAGACAGUUUUCAUUUACUACUCGAAGAGUAUUCGAGGACUGACGCCUAUUUUCCUCUAUAAACUGAACUGAACUGAAAUUCCUGCUUGAUCAACCCUGUGUACGCCGGGGGGAACCCCCUAGCACAAUUGGGAUACCCACUUAAUGGCAAAGUACAAACUUAUAUCACACUCUUCACACUAGCAUGACAAUUUUAACAGAGUUAGCCACGCCGGAUAAAUAAAUUUUAACCAUUCUCAUCUUGCAAGCAACCUUCUCCUCGUCUAGGCUGUAACUGUGAGGUGGAUGAAAAAAGGUUAAAGCAUCUGAUAACCUCAAAGUUACAACUUUUCCAAACACUGGUCAUGCAACAGUUUGUGAAGUUAAUUAAUACACGAUUCAACUUUUUGGAAGGGAAUAUUCUACUGUUCAGGCUCCUUGUUGGACAGUUAUAUAAUAGUGCCAAUGAGAGAAGAUUUUGAGUAGCUUACUUCCAAGACUAGAUAGAGGUUUCGCAAUCGUUUCUGGUACGAGGAAGCAGAGACAUGUUGCAUGUGUCCGCUUAAUUUUUUGAAACUUGCUCAUUUACUUUGAUUUAGGUCCUUCCAACUUUGGUGACCUUGUUGAUGAUCCGAUUGAUCAAGUAAGUGUCCACACUGAUUUCUUAAAUCGCUCUUUUGGUGAAUACUAUGGAAGUCGGUUUUUGCAUUUCAAAAGUCCUUUAACUGAGAACUGAUGUUAACUAUUAGGUUAGUAAUGCGUAGUAUACCGCUUCGUCGUACUUUGACCUCUAGCUGGCCUUCUUAUUUGCUUUUCAGAACCAAAAGGACGAAAUCGCUCCCCAGGUACCGUCUUCUAUCAGUCAGGUGUCUUUUUAUGUAUUCGAAACUUUUCCGAUGCAUGCUAGAAUGCAGGGAUCCAGACAGUAACUGAGCAAGUGCAGACCAGAUUACUUGGUCAGUAACUUCAUUCUUUUUGCGUUUCCGAGCCCUACGUCAACCAGGCAUCAGAUAGGAAAAGGUGGAGACGCACGGCAAUUUCUGCAGAGAGUGGGAAUUGUUACGAAAUAGCAUACUUAAUGAUUGACAGCUCGCGUCCAAAUUAACUAAUAAGACCCAUUUAUUUUUGAUGUUCGUAAUUGGUGUGAUAAUCGCUUAGCUGGCCACAUCUGGUUGGUCGACUGCAAGGCCUUCUUGUCUGUUGAUAAUUGAUCGUUUUGGGCCUCAGUUCUACUGUUAAGAAUAAUGUUCAUCCAACAAUUUUAGGAGCGCGUAGUAACCCAGCGCAGGUAGAGUCAUAAUUCUGUUUGUCCCUAAAUUUGUCCUUACUGGGAAAGAUGCCCAGUUCAACAAAUGUUCUUUCACCGACCCCUUUGAUUAUGCUUUCUUAAAUCCCUGUGGAGUUUUUGGCAGUCAUUUGUGUAAAAAAAUUUAGUUCACCCUGCUGAACAAAUUCUUCCGUGACUCAAACACUGCGGUUCAGUCCUCCGAAAGCAGAAACAGGUGUCUAUUUAGGGACAUCGAUUCCAUUUUUCGGUGGAAGUAAUGAGAAGAAUCAAAGAGUCACCACGAUGUUGAGUGCCGUCGAUCAAAACCAUCUAAAGGCUAGAAGAAGCGCGAUUUUCUGGCCUUUGGAAUAUAAUUCUUUUGAGAGAUAAGACCCUGUCAAGGUCGAUGUUAACCCUGUUUUGUUAUGUGAGUCAGUUUCUCAACCCAUGACAUGUUCUCUUUUUCUCUGCUACAUCGAAUCACGAAUAGCAAGAUCGAGUGUAGCAUUUGUAUUUGUUGUUUUACAAUAUUUUAAUAUUUAGAGGUGGGUGCAAGUCAUUGGAUGCAAUUAACCUGCCAAUACUUCUAAACGUCUCCAGCCCCCUUACUUAUAUCUCGGACGUUUAGACGUAGUAGGCCGUUUUACAUUUUUAAAACUCUUCUUAUACUUAGACUCAGUUUACGACGUUUACUGGAAACAAAAUGGAACCUGUGUGAGCAAGCACCUCCAUUAAUUACUUACCGAAAGAAUCAUAAUAUUUUAUACAGCGAACUCGCUUAUUUGAUGUUACACAGACUGAUAGUGCAACAUGGAUAGAAGUUAACAUCUGUGUAAAAAAACCAGCAAUUAGGUCUCUUUGCUUCUCUUAUCUGUCUUCUGUGCGACAGGCUGUUGCACUUGGUGCCAAUUGUCUUAGAAUUAGCCCGACACCCGUUACUUUAUAACCUCUCUGAAGUUAAUAGUAGGAGCCUCCCAUGCCCCAGAAGGUCUGUGCACUAAUUGUAGCAGAAUGAGCGUGGACUCGAAUUCCGCUUUGCGCCAUCUCAAAAAAAGUAUUUAGUUCAAAAGUCCUUAAAAUCGGUUUAUCAUUCUGAAUUACUAAUCUCUACCCUAUUUUGCCUUUCCCCGUCGAAACGGCUGCUUCGGGUUCACUAAAACUUAUUCAUCCUUCCGGGAGCCCUUAACUAACUCAUUGAUGAAUUUGCAAACAUUUUAUCACAGUUCUUCAGGCGACCUGUGAAGUCCCCUAGUCCUGUACGACCCAGUCGAUCAUCAGGGUCGGAUGGCAUCCAAAUACCCAGUGGUGUGGUCAACGCCAAUAAUGCCGAACCGCCCACAAGCUGGCCAUCUGCCCAAGGUCUAUCGCCAGACCAUCCUCCAGGUGUGCUCGGGGUGGGAAAUGAGCAGGCUGAACUCCACUCCAGUAGCCCGUCCGUCACCACAGUGACUAGUUGCACCAACACGAGCCCCCUACGUCAGAUACCUGUGCACCUACAGCCUGCUCCCCCCACCAUGGCCGUGGCAACCAAAGCGACGGAAACCAUAAAUGACAGUUAUUGCAAACCGCGACGCAAAUCAGUCAAGCAAACUACCAGCGAGCAACAAGUCUGCCUGGAUGUGUCUGUUCAGGCGGCCUUAGAAAUAUCGAAAUUGCAUUCCACUUAUGGUACCAGCACAAUCUCUCAGGACUUUCGCAACAGGGGUAUAAUUGUCGAGGGCCUGAUUGUGCGUACCGAAGAUGAGGAAGAGGCUGAGUUGGAGGCUGAGCAAAGCCGCAGCAUCCACGUAAUACCCUGUGGACCCCUGAGCCUGCAUCAUAGAACUUCGGUAGUGGCUGAGUUUGCCGCGUUUCGCUGGGUUCACUUGAGCAAUGUUGCCUUUUAUUCGUUUUCCGUUGGUGAUUGUUCAGUGGGAUGACGCAAUGGCAUGUCAGUGCCACUUUAUGCUUCCUAUCUCUGUCUAUUUUAUACCCAGCCGACGCUCAGUAGAGCCCAUGAUGCCCUGGCCGACAGCCUGGCUGAACUGUCAACACUUGCGGCCGUGCGACACGUGCAGAUAGUAGAUGACUCCAACUCGGUUCACGAAUCCAUUUCCACUCGACCUCCACGAACAUCGCAGUCAUCGCCCUCUCGACUUGUUCUCGAAUCAACGCCGGCAUCAUAUCAGCCAAUAACGAUCGAUAGCAAAAUGCCGACUCCAACUAGUCGCCGGACUGACGAUCUGAGACCGAGGGUAAAUUCCGAACACAGGCCUCCUGGUAUAUCCAGUAAGUUACGCGUUUUUUGGAUUUCCCAGUCACUCUACCAGAGACAGCGUAUCUAAACUAGCAUCAAGGAACGUUCGGUUUCCCUUAGAAUUUAACCAAAGGGACACGUGGGGGCCUCGUACGCGGUCCCUGUUUGCAUCUGUGGGAAGAUAACAGCAUUCCUAUAUUUGGUUGUGCGGUCUACCGAACCCCUAAUCUUGGUCGUCCCAAAAUGAACAAUGCUGUGGCCCCAAACCAAAACGGCGCCAAGCGGGCGUUUGGCACGUAAGAGACUGAGACGUCAUGACACGUCAGCUACUGGGCUUGAUCUCGUCUCCAUCUGACUCGAUUCCCUCUAGUUUAAAUUACCAUCGGUAAACGCUGGGAAAUUAAAUAUGGUGAGGCCGAAUCAGCCAGAUUGUUCUCCACUUAAAUAAAUCUGACGCAAUUUUAGAGUAUCGGGUAAAAAUAAAUAUCGUGACUUGGAAGAUUAUCAAGUCACAAGAUAACACAGUCCACCGGACUGAGGGCCAGGUUAGAAUCACUGCCUCAAACCUAAGGAUAAAAUUCAUCGACAUGUGCUCCGAGGUAAUUGGGGCGUAAAGAUGUCAUCUCCAUACCUCGAAGCUUAGACCGCCCCAGAUAUAAUGGACGACUAGACAAGUAGCAGCUUGGAUUUUCAAUCCGCUAACAGGCUAUUGACUGAACGUGAUUAUUAUGCUGAAAAUGUUCUGCUUGGCCACGUUUGCCGUGAGAAUGUUUUAGCGGGCAGUAAGUCUCAAGGGUCAGUAAGGCGUACCUCAGGCUUUUUAGUCUGUCAGCAUAUAUGCAAGUGCAUGUUAAACAAGGUAGUUGUGAGCAAAUGAAUCUCGUCCGUCCUUUCUAGCCUUGUGCAGUAUUAUCCCUCGUGCACCGUUACGUAUAAGUCACCCUAUACGUCUGCCAGACGGACAGCAGGCAUAUAAUAUUCUGUCUGCCUAGGUGCCCAUUAUUUCUCGAUUUUUCCAACCGCUAAAGAUAUGGAUCCAUUAGUCAUCAGACUUUCCCAGCGGGACAGAGUGCCAGUCUUCCGAAAUCCGGUCGAGCGUCCAUCACCUGAAUUACUAGGAGACCGCAACUAGUUCUACAUAUUCUGGCAUACCCUUAUUUCUCACUCACAGGGGGAGCCCAUUGUACUCUCGAUCACGGUUCUGUCGGGUGUUUAAAUAAACUGCAUGCUCAAAAGGUGGACGAUACCGGGAGGAUUAGGCAGGAAUCUGCCAUUUUUGAUGUUUCAAGCUGUUGGGUAUACGAAUCCGCACGCCAGACCGAGCAUUUUAUGGCUUGCGAAUCCGUACUCUUAAAGGUCUCCGAAGUCAGAAAAUCUACAGCCAGUUUCAUCUGUGUUUGCCUUAGAUGUUCGUAGAUUUAGACGGCAGCGAGGCGACCCUCGUGUGACCUAUCGAAGGUUUCGCCUUGCUCGUCUGUGUAACUGGCUUCCUGGUAUAUUACCAGUUAUCUGAACACAUCAGUUGUUAGUGAGGUUGCCAGGAGUCAAAUUAUAUAAAGCGGGCUUCAGUGUGCAGUUUCUUAUCCUAGGUCAGCGGGACACGGGGAUAGGAGUCUCCGUAAUACAGGUGGCCUAGCGCUGAAUUCCAGGGAGAUUAAGGCAAGGGUUAGGGUUGGGGUUAGAGUUAAGGUCUAGUUAAGAUAAGGUUAGAGCCAAGGGUUAAAGUUAAGGUUUUGGCUAAAAUUACGAUUAGGGUCAACGUCAUGGUUAGUGCACGGUAGUAGGUACCCUUCCUGGAAUUUAAAGCAAGAUCGCCUGUAUUAUGGGGGUCACUGCUCCGAUGUCUUGCCGCUGAUUUAUUUAAUUUAGGCUUCGAUGUGCAGUUUCUCUUUUUUUAACUAAUGUUCGUAAGCUCAUAGUUUCACUGUUUCUAUUCCUCACCCCAGGACAAGUGUCAAAUUAGGCGAUCGGGUUUAGUAAUGAGAAGGAUCACGAACUUGAUAUAAACUUGGUUCCAUUCCCAUUAUUUUCUUCCGUUGAGCAGAGGUUGAACUGCGCCUGGAACCCACUGGAAAUGUGAUUCCAUAUACCCAGAUUUUAAAUCAACUGCGAUCGGACCCAGAGACACUGAAGCGGUUGCGCAGUGAGGUUGAAAUGCUUCUUUCCGAGCAGCUCGUCGAUCACGAAAUUGAUCCGCAGGCCACUGGCAUUUCAACUGAACUUUUAAAAGGACGAUUGGAUACGCUGAAGCGUGAAAGAGAAAAUCUUGCCCGAAAGCAUCCCAAUUUCGCUGAAAUACGAGCGGUAUGGCUCAUCACCUUAUUUAAGAUUUCACACACUCCUUUUAAAUCCUUAUGCAUAAGUGGACAAUGUGGGAGUUUCUUAGAGUAAGAUCACAAUGACUAACACCGUCAGCAUGUGCAGACAUGCUCUGGAGUUCUGUCUAGGGGACAGACGAUUGCGUACUUGGAAACGGCCAAAUAAGUGAAAAUAUGGUUUCUAAACAUCACCAUCCUUCUACGUCAAGCUCUUAUAGCAUACACUGGUCAUCAGGCCUUGGACUCCUUAGAAGUUUGUUCUUGGGUUAGGAUGAGGGUUCAUGUACCCAUUUUUGCUGGUAUCUGUGACAAAAUUGGUCGUCUCCUCUGCAACGUUGCAAAGUUCCAAACAUCGAUUGCUGUUUUGUGAUAUCAGGCCCUUUGCGCCAUCGAUACGAUCCUAUGAAUAAAAGGGUAGAAAACCAAGUUUGUAUGGUAAAAUAUGUCUUUUUGAACCCAUUUCGUGAAUAUUUUGUUUUUCCUCUCGUUCACAAUGACAUGCUGAAAAUAGCAUCAGCUUCGUUUUUACCAGACUAUCUCCGCUGGUUAAAGCAGGUACGAGGGUUUCUUAUCAGCACUCAUCAUGUUGUCUCUAUUAUAAAGCUUAGCCUUUGGCUUUUAACUGAAAGGACUAGGCCAAAGUAGAUUAAGUUUUUGGAGCCAAGAUUUCUAGGUCCAAAUACGACUUUUAUAAGUAGCACGGCUCUAAGCAGUCGGCACUCAAGGACUAACCACACAAAACUCACACCUACCUAGUGUUCAACUCAGAUGGCUGCCCGAAAUUCAAACUUGACUCAAGAAGUCCGCUCUAAGGACUCUAAUUUAAAUCUCUCAGUACCUUCCGACGAAAGUCCACAGUUGUAUAUUCUCAUAUGUCUUACCUAAUCCAGCACAGACAGUAGGUGAUGUUACUUAGCACAUAUGCGUGCACUCGCAAAAGACCCUUAAUUAAUCGGAAAACCAGUCAAGUGAACCAACCAAAACUUCCAACGAAUAACCAACGACCUUCACAUGGAUAAAAACGCAAAAUAAGUAUUGAAACUGCUAUUACGUUAGUUAGAAAUGAUAACUGUAUUAAGUGAUUCUGAAAUGCUUAAAGCCAAAAUAUUCGUGUUAAAUUUCCAAAGUUAAUUUAUUGAAUACUUGUGGUCUGUCCGUGUAAACAACUGAGUAAAUAAAACAGCAUAUGCAAAAUGAGGUUUCGGAAACUUUUUAUGGAAAUAUAAAUAUGCCUUGAAGUAAAGAAGAGGACUGGUCGAAUACCGAAACAGUUCUGAGUUUUCGAACUUCUACAGUAGUCCAUCGUCAGAUAGUGGCAGCAACUCAACGAUGUAACAGAACGAUGGAACAGAACUAUGGACUCCUGUACGGGUCCGAAAGCUCAGAACAGUGAGCAAAUUGUUCCGGUGCUCAACCAGUCUUCUUCUUUUCUUAUGCAUACACCUGGAACUCGAACUUUCGCCUCCAUUCGGCCUCUGAAGUUUCCGCUACCCUUUAUGAAGUAAUGGUUGGUAUUUGAUUUGCGAAUUUAAUACAAGAUAAAAAAUCUGUUAGAGUACCUAAAGUAAAUGUUACGCACAACUUUAGAAUACUCACACUUUGCCAAUCUGUAUUAAGUGGCAGACUAUAACCUUAAAAAUAACGCAGCCCUAAAGGCUUUCACUGGGCGAAGGCCUGCAUACUCUAAUAAGGAGCUUAGGAAUAGGGCGUGAGUCCAAAUCCGAGUCUACCCAAACUUUCAUGUGGCUAGUGGCCGCAGUUUCCCAUAUCCGAGGUAUAUUGUACUGACUAAACUUCAGUUUUUUAAACUCCUCAGGACUUAGUGCGCUAACUUGAAGCAACUUCUCUGGGACAAACCUUUCCAGGCUCUGGUCGAACGUUGAUACCAACAUUUGAGCCAAAAUCCAUCACCUAUAGCGUACUAGCCGCGUAAAAUACAUAAGGUCUCAACAGGCAGUGAAAUGCACAUGUUGCAUGAUCCACCAUGCUAACAGCACAAAUACCAGUCAAAAGUCCAAACAGGCGUGUUUCGCAGAUUUUCUGCCGCUGCAUGAGGCAGUUGCAUAUAUUACUAUUCAGUCUUAACUUGAAUUUCGUGCCACAACUAGGCCGACUCCACGAGCGCAACACCCGCACGUAAUGAGCACUCAAUUGCAUUUUGUUUGUAGAGCGCUGGACGGCGUCCCCACCCAAGCAACAGACCUGAACUCAUAUUUUAGGCUUUUGAGCCCGGGGUUACCAUACUGUUUGCUGACGACGGCAAAUAAAACUUUAAUUGUUAAACAGUUCCCCUCAUCUUGAUGGCACACCCCUUUUGAUAGAAUUCCAAUGAUGCAUCUCCCUCUUACAGAUAAAAGUGCGAUUUGGACUGAAAUCGGUGGUCGCAAAAUAUCGAAAUGCAUCCGCAGAUUAACCAUCUUUGCAAGGUUAUGAGACACAGUUCAGAUCACAGUCGACAAUUCCAGGAAGUUAGACCCCUCACCGCCGCAAGAAUGAUCUCUGAAAUUUCAAACAAUUAAAACCGGUCCAUUAAGCAAAAAGGACGACAUAAGAAUGCACAUUAGCACGAGCGGAGGAAGGUAAGGGCAGAGAGGCUAUGACCAGAAAUCACAUGGUGUGGGCAGGUGUGUCGAGGUUUGUGGGAGAGCGUUGACUUGGCUGGCAAAGCAACUGAAAAGGCAAGAGCCGUGAAUUCAUCGCAUGAUUAGUAACUCUUCCCAGGCAACACCUGACUGUUGAAUAGGAAGAAGAGAGGUCAGUAUGAAUGCUGGUGAACUGCUGGCUGGAGAACCAUGGAUUGAGCAACUCGCGACUCACGCGGUUGUCACCUAUAGCGAGGAUUCUGAUCCCGUUUAACCUGAAGGUGUGGUCGGGCCCCGUAAAGUGAGCUGCAACUCCAGAUUUAACGUCAUUUCUUUUCAAACUGCCGUUCGCGUACCAAGUAAUAUCCCAGCUUAUAUGACGCACUUUCUCGGCCCCAGCUACAGACGUUUCCUAUCAUGACAAUGGAUAUCUCGGUCGUAUUACUUAGUGCCUGAGGGUUGCCUCCAGUACGCAUGUAACCCCAAAUCCCAGUGCCGCGACAGACAGUCUGACGGCUCCCAUGACGUCUUGACGAAUGGGAAUGUUUCUAAAGUUUGGGACCGGCACAGUAUUAUCUCUCGUUUUGGUUAGAUAUUCGCUGGUUGACCAGUUUAUGCGGGCAACCAUUCGUUCUGAGCACUCCCCGAAUAAACUGUGGGUAAACAACCUUGUCUUCUGGUUCACCGCAGCGAGCCUCAAGAUGCCGAUACAGAGCCCUCACGGAGCAACAUUUGCAGCUGACUGGCUGCUUGCUGUUGGAACUCAGUACCGACGACGAACCUAUUGCCUUCCUGCACACUUUGAUGUUUAGACUACCACAACCUUUGCGACAGACGAGGACAUCGAGAAAGGCCAUCUGUUGUUCUCUUCCUGCUCCAUCAUGAAUUAUAUGGCGGGGAUGACGGAAUUGGGAUGUUCUUUAAAUUCCACAUACUCGAUCCCUUUCAAUAACGGCGAAGAUAUCAGUAACAUACCGAGUCCAGGAUUUAGGUCUGUGUUGGUAGACUCGUGACUUCAACCGAUGCAAGAUCACGUCGCAUAUGAGUCCCGAAAUCAAAGAACUUAUUGGUGUUCUUCUCAUCAGCCGGGAAUUUGUCCCAUCAAGGAUGCAAUACAUUUCGAGACUUAAUUUCAGAAGCUCGAGGACAUGGACGUAUCCAAUAGUACUUUCCCCUUCAUCGUAUUUAUUUCGCAGAAGUAACUCGGUGAUCUUAACAACCUGAUCCUGAAAAAUAGUAGCAAAGGGUGAAGGGAAACCAAAGGAUAUCAUGGGAUAGGAGACCCGCCCUUAAAAAUGGUGUUGACAAACUCAUUGGACUGCGGUAACUGACAAUCCAAAAAUGACGACGUCGAAAAAAUCACUUUGUCAAUCCGUGACUUAGCGUCUCAGAAGAUAGCCUCUUAUAAAUUUAUCUUGGGAAGGGCCGCGGAUGUUCCUUGGAUUCUUGCAAUGUGCUGGUAGAUCGACGUUGUUGCACCUGAAUUCUUCAUUGCUAAAAACAUCGCGUUGAUUCUGCCUGUCAGCAUGUUUAAUUACUUACAUUCGCAUGGGACUUAUAACUGACAACCAUCCUGCAAGCUCUUUGUCCUCUGAAGAUAGUCUGUGUUGUCCAGUACGACAGUGGAACGACCCUUGUCCUCUAGCAAGACAAUGGAGCCGUCGUAAAGUUCCUCGACCCCGGAAUCCCCGUGAGAAGUGGAAACCGCGUAGUUACUGACUGUCAUAUUGAUGUGCUGGACAGUUUUAUUUGGUUUAGAACAGAGUUACUGACAGCUACACUGAUUAGAGACAAUAUCGGUCUCCUAUUCGGUGCUAAGAGAGGGGUGGAAACGAAUCCUGUCUCACUUUGGAGGCAACAGGGUCUGGCGUUGAUACGGUAAUUAGAACAUUGUUUGGGUCCAUCAUGAGCAUAAGUUUGAAAGAAUUUACCUAAACCUACCUUAUCAGGUCAGUAUAAAUGAAAUAAACCAUGGUGCACUUGCUAGCACGUGGAAUGCAGGGGCUGCUUAUGGCACUGACUGUCAAAAGUUGUGUUUAAAUUUAACAUUCUGAUCCACCACAGUGCACUGAAGGGGUAAAUAGGCUAACAGGUUUAAAUUACUACUAACUGUUUUAGACGGGAUAAUGAUAAUGACGUUUUGGACCUCAGACAUAGAUCUCAUCAGCAAGUCCUAGCGUAUUUGUAAUCGACGAAGUUUAGAAAACUUGGCGUACUUAAUUUUAUAAAAGCUCCAUGCGAUUACCUUGCCCAUAGCUUGACCAACUGUUCAUUCAAGCUAACUUUGACCGUGUUUAUGUCGUAAAUGUUUAGUUAGUUUAGUUCAAAACCCUUCAGUGUAGUUAGUAGAAAAAAUCUUUCUUUAAAUUGGAAAACAGUGGAGUUGGCGUAUCUCUGGCUGAUGACUGAGAAUAAACCAGAAAUGCCAAUACCACUUUUCUUGUCUUUGUCGGUAAAACAUCUUGGACAAUGAUUGCUCGUCACAUUGAGACGGGUCGCACAGACUGUGGACUCUCAGUUCUAGAGUCAAACUGAAUUAUUGGUGAGUAGGGAAGCAGAAGGCUGAUCGAGAAGCGGAGCCCCAGUUUUUGUCCUAGCUUUCGAAUUCGUGCAAAAGUGCAUCCUCAGAGACAAAAGCAACAGCAGAACGGGCGACAGUUAUAGGGGUUAUUUGCCAAACAACGAUAAGUAACUCAUGUAUGGAGGUGGCUGCGUAGUGCUCUGUAUUCCGUCGCCAAAUCGAAACAUUGAGUGACUGAGUUCCAAUCCGAGACCAGGUUCCAAUCAAUUCCUGCCAAGUCUUUGUUCCGGCGUGGGAGAUUAUAUUCUUGGCUCCCCGAAUUUAGACUCGUGAUCCGUUUCGAAGGUGUUGGCAGUCAGUCGAGGUAAUCCGACCGCUGCUUACGCAUUCUUCCUCGGACCACUGAAGUCCCUAACUCUCCUAAGUCGUGCAUUCUCUGUCUUCCAUCAAAAUAUUUUUCGAAGCAACGGCACUUCUUUGCACAGGUUUAGGUGUCAGUGCUACUUACAUACUUGAGGUGUUAGUGCCCGGUCAAGCCCUGCGUACCAAAUGCCAACUACAGUUCUAUGCGUGGUCUGGCCUUGACUAUCAGAUUCAGUUUCAUAGGUUCCCUUUUAAGAACACUGAUAAACUGGACCAAGACUGGCAUCCGCGGUUUUGCGAACUCCAGCGGACUGUGCGGGGGCUGGGAACUAGGCCUUAUCACAAACAACCGUGCAUGCCCUGCGUUCUGCUCAUGACUUGAACUUUGCAGGAGCGAUGACGAUCGGCCGAGCCACCAGCAAGAAAGGCCGGAGGCUACUGAAGGCCCGAACUCCAUUGAGGACUCACUGACCAGCAACACUGACCUUUCGCCCGCAUGUAAACCCUACGAGUCCGCCUGCAGCCGGCUUCUACCCUUCCCACUGGCGGCUGAUGGGGACCAUAAAUGCUGCAUAUUCGCUGGUACUUUCCAUUUUUCCAGUGAUUAGCUCUUCUACGAGUUCCAAAACUCGAAAGAGUAGUAUUAUCGUCACAGUGGUGAGGUUUCUUCGUCGUCUUCUGUGAGACGAAUAACCGUGGGUGUUAUGCUGGUAAUGGUAGAGAGUUAUAAUUACCUCGGAGGGCCUUCGCUUUAUUCAUAGAUGUUUUGGUAGAUUUUGAAUAAUUCGUUUUAUGUUGCCAAUGUGGUAUUGAGGUUUUUUCAAGAAAUAGCGUCAAGACGAAUAACCGACCUACAAAAAUCUAAGUGUGACGUUAAUCUUAUUGGCCGUCCAAUGUCUCAGAGGCUUUGCUCUAUGUAUAUGCAAACUCUACUUCGGACAAAGUGAUCGCCUGAGCUCUAGGUUGUGACAGUGACUGAAAGUCUUUCGUGUCUCCUUUUUUUCUCGAUAACCCUCCAUUGUUUCACUUUGUAGUCUAUUGCCCAGCAAGUCGACCGAAUGGCCCGAAUUGCUUUGCAUUCCAAACGUGACCGCGAAAAUCUUGGAAAGUCGAUGUCCACACCUAAUCAGUCAAAGAAACCCCGUAUGAGUUCCACCACUCCCAAUAGCAGUACCUUAGCUGUUGCUGAGCCGGAAAUGGGCAACGACAUCACACGAGUCAGUUCUUCUCAGCCGAAACAGCCCUCAGCUUCGCCCCACACGUCCACAGUCGGAAUGUCCCAGUUGCGGACCAGCCGACCGCAACGAGAUGGCAGCACGGCUACCAUAGCGAUGGAUCGUGCGGUGGCCCCGAGAGACAUGAUGAACGGACUGAACGAGAGCACGCAUACGCAGUCAACUUUCUCACUCUUUGAGGAGGUUUCUGAACACCCCAGUGGCUCACGAAGCGAACGGUAAGCGAUGGUGGUGUGCAUUAGGUGGUUAGCUGCAAGCAGCGGAAUUAUCCUGCCAUUUCAACAUUUAAUAAGUUAUUCAAACGCCCUGCCUCCCCUUCCUCUGCCAGCCUGACUCUCAGAUGCCAUUAGAUCACUGACCUACAAAGUAGGAGUGCUGCGUUGAGCUCCAGCUUGAUCCAUCUAGUGUCACAUCGCGCUUGGAAAAUAAUGCUAAUAGUAGCGUUGUUAGCCAGCAUGGUAAUUUCAAUACGAAUUGGAUAAGCCAGUUUGUGUCUUUCUAGCGAAACGCUGCCUAAGAGCUUUUUCUUAUCUGGCCCUCAGAAUAAUCCUUGUGCAAGAACGCUGGCUUGCGCAUUCUCCUCAGGAACUUCUAUGAACUCAAAUCGUUUAUCAUGUACAUCUGCGGAGUAUCCGUACAACUCUCUGCUCUUUCGAACUAGUCACCUGGAAGAGAUGAAUCUAGAGAGUCAUUCGUAAAAAGGAUGAAAAACGACAAAAUACUCUCCCAGAAAUCGAAGGUGUUUAUUUACUAGACAUCUAACAGUGUGAAGCACACGGUCGUUUGAAGUUCACGAAUGCAUGGACAAUCCCCGUGAACCUCACGUAAGAAAUUACUGGUUUUCUCAUCAUGCAAAGCAGUACUGCCUAAACGUCGAAACGAGUUAGCUUUUUAUAGGGUCCCACGCCUCUCUGUCGGCGGAUCUCCUUAGAAAUCUUGUAUCGGCAUAGCAGCUCUUUUUGUACAGAACAGUGAAGUCAGAUAACGGCCAAAUUCGAAUAGUCCCUGUGCAGUUUUAUUUUCAACAAGAAUCAUUCCUUUGACAGAAAUCUGAGGACGACUAGUCAACAGGACAUUAGAGAGAUUAGUCUGGAGGGCGAGGAGAUGGGCGUUGACGUUGCAGAACCGACAACGCCAUCAGCAAUGCGUCGCUUAGGUACUGGCCGUGGUGACCGUCAUCUCUCGCAGGACGCACCAACGCUCGUGACCCGCGAGGGGACUGCCCCGCCAACUGCAGCCGAGCCUUUCAAGCUAACUGUCCUGCAAUCAGCUCCCAAGUCAGAGUCGGCACAACUUGUGUUGGCUAAACCAACCAUUCUAGAAGACAGUGAAGACUGGGACAGUGCAUCGGACGAAGAUGUCAAUGCUGGGUAAGAUGUGUUCGCAUAAGUUCGCUCUGUUUGUCAAUUUUAUUCUGGUCACCCUUUAAAGUCCAGAUUUAAAAAAGAGAGCUGGAUUGAGAGGCCCAUGCUGGUUAACAGAAAUAGUCAGACGCCUCGAGUGUCGUCAUAGUUUUCUGUCAUUUCACCGAUGGAUUGUGGAAAGGACAUUGACAGACAUUUUUCUGUCUGAAGAACAGAAACCCGUUAACUAUGUCAGCCGCCUUAAUUUCUAUUCCUCUCCAUUCUCUCUAGACCUCACAUCGGUUCUGCAUCCAGGACAGGCGGCGCUUCGCUGGAGCAGAAAACACCAUCAAAGUCACAGUUGGAGGAUUUAGUAGUCGACGAUCUCACCAACUUGCUGGACGACAUUGAAGACACAAAUGCAAUUCAAAUACAGAAGACAAACCAAACCCCCAAAGUUCGCAGCUCAUCUGUGCCUGGAUCGAGUCGACCACCGUUUGGCCGCAAUAAUAACUCCAAAGGAGGUAAAGUUUUCACGUCUGCCUUCACCUUAGCAGUCAUUCCAGCCUCCCUUGCCUUUGUCGACACUGUUAUUCUGCCUGUAUUAUGCGCCGCUGUGCUGCUGCUCAUUGGGCUGGAGUGAGAAUCCCAGGGCGCAACGGAACUAGUGAACUCCGUAACACAAGCGAUAUUGAAAGGCAGUCAUCCCAAAAAUACCGGUUGAAUUCAAAUGCGUUCUUGGGGACAAGUGACUUUGGUGCGCACGUCGACCGGCGUUCUAUGCUACUUACGUGACCUCUAGCUAGUUCCUCCUCUCUCCUCUGCUGGCGUCGGCCAUUGGAUCUGCGUGGAUUUACUGACUUUUUCCCUUAACCAUACGUGAACUAAAUCGCGAUUUGCGCCUAGCGCAUGGUAGGUGGGUCACAGGUCCGUAACGCAGUUAAGUGGGCUAGUACGAGAUCAACUUUAGAUCGCCAGUCCGGUAAUCUUUUUAUUGGCUCAGCCAAGAUCCUUAGCUUUAUCCGUGGUGAAAUUGUGCUUGCCCCGUUGUACGUGACCGUACACCAUGUCAGUUUAUCCUUGCAGUUUAUCGCAAGCUAAGGGUUCAUGCAGUUUUAUUUCGAAACUAUUGCCAGAUUCACUAGCAUGUCGCGCAUCGCAGUUUUGACAUGGCAGACCGUAGACCACUGCUGAUUGUUUUAUCACUGACAGCGAGAUUUUGGGCCUCAUUCUCUUCUGUCUGAUGGUGAAUUCUGGUCUUGGUCUACUCCAAUCCAAACACGUUUCAGAAUUUUUCCUGUCUCCUCAGAAACAUCCUUCGUAUGCAAGAUUAUGAACCUGAAAUUCGAUUACUCACCGUUCGAGCCCUCACAGCUAGGUCUCUUUUGGCACUUGCGUGUUAAGGAUCAAGGGUAACGACUGGCUGCAAAUAAGGAGUACAGAUAUUUCUAUUCUCCCUUUCUCCCAUCCUCGUCCCUACAGUGUGUCUUAAUGGAAGAUUUAGUAAAUUAUCUCCUCACAAGCCAAGAAUGUGAGCUUAGAAAAGUUUCUGAGACGUAAGUAAAAGCACAUUUCGGUUCGUUAAUUUCCUUCCUCAUCUUUAGGGGAUGAGGAACGCUGGAAUGUAUGUGGAUAUCGGAUCUUAGUGCACGUUGUUAGGUGUAAUUAAUGCAACUCCCCUAAUCAUGUCGGAUUUUAAUGUACUGCGAGGUGCCUUGAUCGGUGUCUGACGGAAUUCAUUUCAGAAUUGGUGUUGGUUUACCCUCUUUUCACUCGAUUCUCAUAAUGUACAGCCACUUUCUGCAUGCGUUUGCGUAGACCCAACCCUACCGGGAGGAUGAGAACUCGCUGUCCGUGGACACAGCGGUGGCUGCCAAUCGUCAUGAUUGUCCCUCUCAACUGCUGAGAUUGAGAGCGGUAAUUGGGACUUCUAGUUCAUCUGAUGUGCACAGCCUUAUAGGAACUCUAUCGUUUAUUUUGCCGCCAAAAUCACCGAAGUUGAAAACUGUAGUGUCUUCCAACUGCCAUCCUUUAAGACAGUUGGCUUAUCUUGGUCGAAUGCGUAAGGCUUUAGUCAUUUUGUCUGUUCUAUAUUACGCACCAGAGUCAACAGACUUAGAGGCUAUCCAGUACAAUCGGCUGCACUUCAAAAUGUUGAUUAGGUCCGAAAUCAGAAAUAAGGAAAACAGCGUUUUCUUUAGUAUGCUUAUUAAUCAGUGGUGCCUUAGCAACUGGUAUCAGACAGAGCAGUGCUUAUGCGCGGACUUCAUAAUUCCCGAAGCCCUGAUAUGAUUCGUUGUCCGAUCCAUUCACGAGCAACUUAACGGUCGCGGGAUACACGCUGCGCGAGCAUGUGCUGAGGAGUUAAAGAAAAUAAUGUCGGUGUAUCCUUGCAGCCAAUUCACGUGUGAACAGUUCACUCCUACUUUCCUACCCCCAAAAAACUGUCCUAUUCUGCCCCAUUACAUAAUUUAUUAUGGCUGCAAUGACCUUUUCCGUAAUCGAGGGAAUUUUGGACCAAUUCUUCCUGUUAUUUGAUGUUUUUCCUAGAAGAUGAGGACGACGAGGUUGUCAGUGUUUCAUCGCUGAACCCUGCGGAAGGUGGUGAUACCAGCGCGUCGCUGGCUUUCGACACCCCGCCUGUGGGCGUCUCAACAACCAGUUCCGGUUCCAUGACGCCUAGUCGCCCGCCAGCCUAUGAGGCUCCAGUUCGCCCGACAACUAGCAAAGGGCGUACGCCACAGACCGCCCCUCUUUCUGGCCAGCCAGUAGGCAUCCUCAUUAUUUCUUAAUCACUAUACUGGCUGUAUUCUACGAAAAAAUGCAGCUGACCCUUUUAAAACGAAUAUACCUAACAUAUGUAUCAACAUAUAAGCAGAUGGAUGGCGUGGCUAUGGGCUCGCCCCUUGGCCCGCUUUUGGCGAAUAUAUUCAUGGGGAAGUUAGAAGCUUUCCAACUACGUCACCAGAUCAACGGUUUAAGAUACUAUGGGCGGUACGUGGACGAUAUAUUCUCAAUUGCACCGACACAAUGUGACAUCUCAAUUCCACUGGAUGAAAUAAAUCAGGCGUACCCAUCAAUAAAAUUCACUCUGGAAGAACAGUCCGGUCCACGUCCCUUUUUGGAUGUGCUUCUGAGUAGAAGGCCUGACGGCAGCAUUCGACGUAGCGUCUAUCGUAGGAAAACGUGGUCCGGACAAUAGACUCAUUUUGGGAGUUUCGAACAGCUAAACGUUAGACGCAAUUUAGUCCGCUGUCUGACAGAAAAAGUGAGAAGAAUCUGCUCAGCUGAUAGCGUUCAGAAAGAGCUUAAGAUCACCGAAAGCUCUUUUCGCCAGAACGGGUAUCCUGAUCGAUUCAUUUCUAAGAAUAUGGCCGAAAGGCCACAAAAGCCCCCGAUGCUGACGUCAGGUAAGAAAAGGAUCUUCAUCAGGGUCCCAUUUCAAGGGGAUGCACCAAGUGAACUUUUAAGAAGACGCCUAACUCACGCUGUAUCACAAACUUUUCCAGCAACUGACACCCGUGUACUGUUCUCCACCAGUACCAUCCUAUACGGAGAGGGCAAGGACAAACUACCAGCUCAGACCACCUCUGUGUAUAUUUACUCCUUCACAUGCUCCUGUGGGGCGGAAUAUAUUGGUCGCACGAGCCGGCGUUUAUCCAAAAGAAUAAAAGAACACCUUCCAGCAUGGCUAGGAAAGGGUCAAAUAAAGAACAUCAACAGCUCGAUCCUGGCGCACAUGGUAGACGCAGACCACGAUAUAGACGCCAGAAAGGCCUUCGGAGUGAUUUACAAGGUCCCGUCAAGCUAUCUAAAACCACUCGGGCAGCGCUUGUUGGUUACGGCAGAGGCGGCUGCAAUCACGCUACGCUGACCGGUCCUAUGUACACAGAAGAACUUCAUACAGGUCCCACAGUUGCCAAAGUCACCAAGCCAGCCACCCGCACAUAAUUGCCUUCACCGGGACCCAUCUUCUUCCUGGCGCUGACUGGAAUUGUGGCGUUUCACUCUCCCCCUCUCCUCCCCUCCCCAAACCCGAGCUACAGCAUAAUUAUCUACUUGCUCGUAUCCUUUAAUUCGUUACUUAAAUAGCCAUAUAAAUGCACAGGCCUGAAGAGAAUUUAUCAAAAGCAGACGUAUGCUCGCCAAAUUGCCUUUUGAAUAUAUCUAAUCUGACGAUCGCCCUUUCUCUGAGCGCAAGUUUAAAUAUAACAAAAGGUUUAGCUCCCCCCUCAAGCUUGCCUUCUGAGUGGAAAACGACGCUAAAUAGCUGUAUGUGUUUUUCUUUUGUUAAAUAUCGUUUGACGCACUAAGUAGGCCAGCACAAUUCUUCGCCACUCGCCUUUGUAUGUGUGAUGCUCCCGCGAAUUGCAGCUGGGAAGUAAACACAACUCUCAUAUGUCCAUGCAUUGACAUUUUCCGGCAUCUUAAUCGAAAUGGAAAACUAUAUCAAUUAGCCAUCAAACAAUUGUUUGUAAACUGUCAGUACGUCUGUUCCAGGUAUUCACCAGGCCAGUUGGAAACUCUAAAUCUGUAGCACAGUUAAUCGUCCACCUGACGCAACGGAUAAACAACCAAGAACAAUGGUAGACCUGCCGUGACAACUAAAGUCACGGAGAGACGCUAACCACCGUAUUCCUCAAGUCAGGUCGUCGUAGAAAGUACGGAUAGAAGCAAGUAGAAGAAUAGUUGAGUGAAGAAGAAGAGUCGAGCACCGGAACACUUCGUUUAUUAUCCUGAGCUUUCAGACUCCUGUACGAGUCUGAAAGCUCAGGAUAAUAAACGAAGUGUUCCGGUGCUCGACUCUUCUUCUUCACUUAUGCAUACACCUGGAACUCGAAAUUUCGCCUUCAUUCGUAAGAAUAGUUGAGUUUUGUACUGAAUGGGCGAAGAAUGUGCUGCUGGAGCAGAUUACCAGCGGCUAGGGCAAGCAUCGGAAUUUCUUGAAUGGGAGCCUGUCCGCAUCAGACCUGCAGUUUACUGGGCAGUUUUGAUUGGCUGCGACUGACUAGACGUCAUACAGUGCCCCGCGGCGUCAGUGAUGGGCUGUCACGGAGACAGCACACAGAGCCUCGCCAUGCCAGACGUGCGAACUACCGUUGACACCGACGUGUAGACAUAUGCCAGACCCAGUACGCUGGCAGACGUCGAUAGCGGGGCCGCUACGGACCUACUGCCUGCCUAGUGUGUAAUACAUUGAUGUUACUGUGAAUUUGACAUUUAAUUCUUUCAUCGGUUGUCGAGUAGCCUCCUUGGGGCUUUUUUGCAGCAUUGCUGUCAGCAACUCGUUGCCGCUGUGACUGCUUGUUCAAAAGUUAGUUUCCCCUCGCCUAGUCCGUAGCCCUCUGUUUUUUUAAACUGUAGACCCACAUAAAUAAGAGAUCUGCUGCUGUGUUCUUGGUAUUGUCCUUCACAACGAUACAAGAUAUCGCAAAGUGGAUAAUGGAGAGCAAAAAUAUCCCAGUGGGAUUAGAAAAAACAGUGGCCUGUGAAUCGGGCGUGGUAGGAAGUUAGAUCGUCCGGUCUAGCUGGCACUGCAAUCUUGAGUCGCAUAUAAAAUUCGAAAACAUGCAGAUCGUCUUGGCUGACCCGACUAAUUUACAGAAAACCCCACCUUUCUGUAGGUAUCACUUUCAUGACUGCAGUUAGAAAAUGAAUUUGAUGGAAACAGUAUGACAGUGAGACAUCGGCAGAUGCAAGUAGUCGAAAAAAUUGAUCACGUAACUAAAUGCAAUAGCCCUAGUCCUUCUCUGUUUAACUCGAAUGCUCCGUCGUAGUCGUGGUAGCAUGCGCUGACUGUAAUAACUUGACAGUGCCGGGUGUGGUAGCACGCCCAGGGAUGGCUCUGACCGCGUGAGCCACCUGCGCCCCUCCCACUUCCAGUCUUCUUCAUUAGGUCUUGCCAACGGACCCAGAUGGGGAAGGAGGAGAGAGUGCGGUAGAUGUCGCGCAAGUCUACUACCCGUAUAAACUAUGUCAUCGUUUCUGUCCUUAUCCUGCUGUGGAGCACACGGUGGAUAUCAUCGCGAUCGACAGUCGAACUGUCAACUCAGCAGCAUUCUAUCUUGCCUUUUGCAACCUAAGCGAGGAUUUCCGCUGCCUUCCCUGUAGACUUUUCAUAGCGGAAGAGAUUUGAUGAAAGUUCGUAUACUUAGUAAAUUAUUCAUAUUCGGGUGCAUUCCUGAUUGUGCAUCCAGGGAUGGAAUGUCGCCCGGACCGACAAAUUCGCCGACGAAAAGUAUCUUUUUGCUUCAUUGUAACUCACCGUACCAUAGUGAUCUAUGAGCAUUCGUGGUAUGUACGGCGCUGAGUAGCCUUACGCUUUGCACUACAUCUGCCUGCGAUCACAAGUACCCUAAAUUCUAGGCCCACGUCUGCCUCUGGUUCGGCAUCGGAGUGCUCAUACAUCCACAAGUGCUUCACCACAACUCCACAGACAUCUUCAGAUGCUAGUCUGUAUCGGGAACCAUUUCUAGCGUUUAUUUAGUAAAUAGUUCCGUCCCUUUUGAGUUCUCAGUCCAUAUAACACUGAUUCCGGAAGAUUAAUACUUCUACAGAGGGGUGUGACUUCGAUAUACAUGUUAAAAUGUUUCCGAUUAUUAUUUUCAUUAUUAUUAUUAUUUGCUUCCCGCUGCAUGCAUUAUUAUCAGUUUAAAUUUGACCAUAUUUGAGACGGACAGUUACUGAUAGUUUUUCCUCUUUGAUUUCAUUCAGGUGCACUUGCCAAGAAGCCAGAACCGGUAA
Molecule: messenger RNA, 33490 nt
Organism: Spirometra erinaceieuropaei
Lineage: Eukaryota; Metazoa; Platyhelminthes; Cestoda; Diphyllobothriidea; Diphyllobothriidae
Source: the annotation of a GenBank genome assembly